Vigna unguiculata (cowpea) is the source of this 5272-nucleotide messenger RNA. It is a transcript of the gene MEE44, whose product is annotated as Nucleotidyltransferase family protein. Lineage: Eukaryota; Viridiplantae; Streptophyta; Magnoliopsida; Fabales; Fabaceae. Gene Ontology annotation, cellular component: TRAMP complex; nucleolus. The record is from RefSeq and is a predicted model, not a curated record. Gene Ontology annotation, molecular function: poly(A) RNA polymerase activity; mRNA binding. Gene Ontology annotation, biological process: polyadenylation-dependent ncRNA catabolic process; RNA 3'-end processing.
CAAAGUGAAAUCUUCAUGAACAGACCAUGAUCAUCUCUGCAACUUCUUAAGCAAACACAAAAAACAAAACGAAAGCAAACUCGUUCCAAUGGCUCACCACCAACUCAUCGACUCGCUCACCUCGCACAUCUCCCUCUACCACUCCCAAUCCCCAAACCCCAACCCUAACCCUAAUCCUAACCCUCGAUCCUCCAUUCUCAAAUGGUUCUCUUCUCUUUCAAUUCACCAACGCCAGGCCUAUCUAACCGUCGUCGACGGGAAUUUCGUCCAGAUCCUCCUCCAGAUGCUGGCCAAGCUCCGAUCUCACGGCCACGGCUCCUUCAUUCUCCUCCCCGACCUCCCCUCGCCCAACAACCUCCCCACCCUCUGCUUCAAAAAGUCCCGCGGCCUUAUUGCGCGCGUGGCUGAAUCCGAAACAGCAGGGCGGGCGGUGUUCGAGUCCGCCCGGUUGUUCGAGUCGCGUGAGGGCGAGGAGGCCGCCAAUUCACUGCCGCCCUCGGCGAGGCGGCUAGACGCGCUGACCUUUGCCGAGGGGUUUGUUGGGAAUGUGGACCAGUUUGUGGAGGCAAUGGACCGGAUCUCCGGUGGUGGGUUCCUCCGGGGGGAUGAGGCCGAGCUUGGAGAGGAUUGGGUCGAGCUGCAUUGGCUCAAAGCGAAGGGGUAUUAUGGUAUUGAAGCGUUUAUUGCGAAUAGGAUGGAGGUUUCGAUGAGAUUGGCUUGGUUGAAUUGCUGUGGAGGGAGGAAGAGAGGUGUGAAGUUGAAGGAGAAGAUGAGUGCUGCGGGUGUUGGUGUGAAUGUAUUUUGGAGGAAGAAGGGGUGCGUUGAUUGGUGGGCGAACUUGGAUGCUGGCACCAGGAGAAAGGUCUUCACCACCUUCUUUAUGAAAGCUGCAAAACCCUUGACUCGUGAUGUUUUGGAAGUGUCAAGUAGUGCCUCUGAUGAUGAGAUUUGCCUAUACAGUGCGGGAGUGGAUAAAUUAAUGCAACACAAUCGUCCUAUGUCAGCUCAACGGAUCAUCUCAUCUCUUCCUGUUGAUAUGGAAUUUGGAACAGUUAUUUCACCAGUUUCUUUAUGUAAAAAACCAGCUGCUUUAGCCAGAGCCUUCAAUUCUUUAUUAGUACUUCAUGAUGUUAAUAUGAUGGUAGCAUCAAAUCUUAAUAGUGAAUAUGACAUAGGAAAGCUUUUCUUUAGUUCUUUGGGUUCUGUCUGUACGAUAUCUGAUUGUAUAUUAAGAAAAAUGCGAGGAUUUUUUAUGGUUAUUUCACUUGACUGCACAAAACUUGAACUAUUAGGAGAGGCACUUGAAAAGUCUUCAUCAGAUAAACCUAAAGAAAAGCUUAGUGUUUCUAACCGGAAAAAGAAGGGACGAAAUCGCAAUACUAAACGGCAAAAUCCUGUCUCAAAGACCUGCACAGAUGGUAUUUCACAUGAAAAUCCACUCAAGGAUACUGAUUGUAAAGGGGAUAAUAAAAAGAAGACUGAUUUAGUGGGAUCCAGAGAACUUCCUGCUGUCUGUAUGGGGAAGGAGAUUUCAAUGGAGUGCUCAUCAUCAACUGUAAAAAUGGAUCAUACUCAAGGAUUGGAUGUUGGCACAGUAAAAGUACGGACCACUUCAAGAAGAAGUAGAAAAGAGAAAAAUAAAAGUAAAAACAUCAUCAUUGAUAGUGCAGGUGGAAAUUCUCAUAAAUCAAUUAUGCAUGCUGCCUCUACCACUGUUGUUUCUGAAGGUGAGGUGGCAAUAUGUGAUAGAUUUUUGAAUAGUUCUACCAUUCAGAAUGUCAAAAAUGACAAUUCAAUUGGUAAUGACAUCCUUACUUCAAAUUCAAGCCAUUGUAGUAAUCUUAGUGGGCUUACUAAGGAGAACAGUUCUACUGGAAAAGUUGAAGGAGAGACAGAAGAUCUUGCUGAAUCUGGGAAUAGUUUAGGGCCUCAAUGUUGUUUAUUAUCAGAUGAAAGGAAAACUUUAUGUUCUGGAUUAGAUACUUUUACAUGUGAUUUAGAUUGUAAUGCUGUUGUAACUCCUCCUGUACCUGCAUUGAAACAAGGUAGCUUCUUCAGCAAGGAAGAUACCUGUCAUUUGAACUCAUUGCGUGUUGCCAAAACCGAUAUAAAGUCUACUGCUCCUGACAAACCAAUUAGAGAGGUUAAUGUAAAAGAAUUUGGGCGGUUGAAUGAGCAUGAUAGAUGUCUAUUUGAGAGUAGAAAUUCAGCUUUCUCAAAGUGCAGUCCAUAUGAGUGGCCUGGGGUACCUUCUAUUUAUUUUCCAUCUUUUAAUUCACACCUCCCUCCUGCCACGGAUAGAUUACAUCUUGAUGUUGGGCGGCAUUGGCACAAUCACUUCUGCCAUCCAUUUGUUCCCACAUUACAGCAGGCAAGAAAUCCUUCUAUUGAAGGUGGAUGCAACCCAAUCCUCUCUCGUCCUAUUCCUAUGAGUUUUGACUGGCCCCCAGUCUUCCGAGGAUGCAGGUCCCCAUCACCAAACUAUAAUUAUGACUCUGGUCUUAUAUCUAGGAAGCAAUGCACCUUUUCAAAAGGAUUGGCUGUUCACAGUAUGCAGGUUGAUGCAACUGCUCCUGAUGAUGAAAGAAAAUAUUCUGGGGAUGCAUGGGAUUUACCUGACCUAACAAACACAAUGGAGCUAGCAGAUGAAUUUGACAAUCACUGUUUAUCUGAGGAAGAAUAUGAGGUUCAUGCUGUUUCUGGUAUAGAUUAUAAUCAAUAUUUUGGUGGAGGCAUAAUGUACUGGAACCCUUCUGAUUACCCAGGAAAGGGUUUCUCCAGGCCUCCCUCACUUAGCUCUGAUGACAGUUUAUGGGCUUUGCGUGAAGCUGACAUGAAUAGGACUGUGGAUGAUAUGGUUGCUUGCACAUCUUCAUACAGUACGAAUGGUUUAACAUCACCCACAGCUGCUGCAUUUUGUUCUCCUUUUGAUCCUGUAGGGACUGGGACCCAGACUGUUGGUUACAUGAUGUCAGGUAAUGAAGUACCUGGAAAGAUAUUGCAUUCUUCUUCAGUUACUGAUCCAGCAGUGGAUGAAGAUACUUCUGGUUCUUUGGGUAGUGGUUUACCUGGAGAAGUUGAAGGAAAGGCAGGUGAUUCACAUCCAUAUCCCAUUCUAAGGCCAAUAAUUAUUCCUAACUUGUCAAGGGAAAGGUUUGAUCAUAAAAGUCCCUGUGUUCCUCCCACCAGGCGGGAGCAGCCUCGCAUAAAGCGGCCUCCAUCACCUGUUGUGCUUUGUGUACCACGUGCACCACGUCCACCCCCUCCUUCUCCUGUGAGUGACUCCAGGAAACACAGGGGUUUUCCAACGGUUAGAUCUGGUAGUUCCAGCCCAAGGCACUGGGGGAUGAGAGGCUGGUAUCAUGAUGGAAAUAAUUUGGAGGAAACAUGUUUAAGAAUGGAUGGUGCUGAAGUUGUGUGGCCUUGGAGAAGUAAUAAUCUUGCAGUACGACCUUUGAUUCAGCCUUUACCUGCUGCCUUGCUGCAGGACCGCCUGAUUGCAUUAUCACAGAUAGCACGUGACCAGGAACAUCCGGAUGUCACCUUUCCCUUGCAACCUCCUGAGUUACAAAGCUGUUCUGCACAGGGUAUAUCUUUAUCUGUGAUGCAUGGUAUUCUCCAUGAUGAGAUUGACUCUUUCUGUAAACAGGUUGCUGCAGAAAACAUGGCCAGGAGGCCAUACAUUAAUUGGGCUGUCAAGAGAGUGACCCGAUUUCUGCAGGUUCUAUGGCCUAGAUCACGGACAAACGUAUUUGGUUCCAAUGCAACUGGUAUGUCCCUUCCGACAAGUGAUGUUGACCUUGUCGUUUGUCUACCUCCAGUGAGAAACCUGGAACCUAUUAAAGAAGCUGGAAUACUGGAAGGUCGUAAUGGGAUUAAAGAAACAUGUCUUCAGCAUGCAGCUAGGUAUCUUGCCAAUCAGGACUGGGUGAAAAAUGAUUCUCUGAAGACAGUGGAAAAUACAGCUAUUCCUAUUAUUAUGCUUGUGGUGGAAGUACCUCAGGAUGUUAUUACCUCCUCGGCUCCUAUUAUACAGUCAUUAAAUGAAAACCCACAUCGUACUCCAGGUGAACAUGGUAGCGAUAAUAAUUCAGAUACCAUCCAGUUAGAAGAUUUGGCUUCGCCAAAAGGCUCCCAAAUGAAAAUUGAUGCUUUGAAAUCGAAAUCAGUUCGUCUGGACAUCAGCUUUAAGACCCCUUCUCAUACUGGACUCCAGACUACAGAAAUGGUUAAGGAGUUGACAGAGCAAUUUCCUGCUGCUACACCUCUUGCUCUGGUACUAAAACAAUUUCUGGCUGAUAGGAGCCUUGAUCAAUCCUACUCCGGUGGCUUAAGUUCCUACUGUUUGGUCUUACUAAUUAUACGAUUUCUUCAGCAUGAGCAUCAUCUAGGCCGUCCAAUCAACCAAAAUUAUGGAAGCCUUCUGAUGGAUUUUCUCUACUUUUUUGGGAAUGUGUUUGAUCCUCGCCAAAUGCGGAUAUCAGUUCAGGGAAGUGGACUUUAUAUAAAGAGAGAAAGAGGUUGUAGCAUUGAUCCAAUUCACAUAGAUGAUCCCCUUUUCCCAACUAAUAAUGUGGGGAGGAAUUGCUUCCGAAUUCAUCAAUGCAUUAAGGCAUUUUCAGAAGCUUACUCUGUUCUUGAAAAUGAACUCAAAUUCCUAAAUAGUGAUGGUGAGUCAAGUUCAAGGCCACCUUACAGACUGCUUCCAAAAAUCAUUCCAAGUCUUGAUAAAGAACAUGAAGACUGAAAUGUUGUUUUGUCUAAAGAUUUUGUGUACCUUCACUACAGUAGGGAAGUGUUCUCUUUAUUCCCCUCAGCCAAAAAUUUUGCCACUUGAAUUUGGGAGAGGGAAAUGAAUGCUUUUUCAGUUCCUGGCUGGUGCAGAAUGCUUGCUGAAAAAUGCUGUCAUUCUCUGCUUACGCAGAGUACGCAUGGAAGAUGAUCAGAUAGCUGGCAUGACAAAUGGAAAAUCUUGAACUUGAACAAUGUAACAUCUUUGUCAUGCCUUGACUUGACAUCCAAGCCCCGGUUAUGCCAACUUCCAAGAGAUGGAUUAAGGACUUUAUCCUAGAUAUUAUGGUACUGAUUGAGGGUGGUUGAUGGUCUGGUCUGCUUGAUCAUCUCGGUUGGUUUAAGGUCAUAAUGCUCAACCACUGACUGAUUCAGCUGACUUCUCUCCGACAUAUUUUGAUUUGAGAAGGCAAAGAUGGUAAUUUGUUGCCCAAGAGACAUCUUUGAGUUGUCUUUGUCGCCUGAAGAACUGUGAAGUCAG